GUAUUGUCUUAUGAUUUGAAUGCACGUGCCCUCUACCACACAUGUAAACAAAUGGUUCGCAGAACGUAGAAAUGAUACUGAUUCUAGGAAAGAGUUAAUGAAAUUUGGAUUAAAUAGAAAUAUGCGAUUAGAGACCAUCGAUAUCAAGGACAAUAGCGAUUUUUAUUGUUAAAUAGCAACUUUGAAAGAUUUACGUAAUUUUCAUUAAUUCAGAUAUCGAUAUGGCGUUAUUUGAUUUACCAGAAGUUCUAACAGAUGAAAUAGCAUUGGAAGGUUUAGAUGGUAUUACUUUACAAGCUUUAUGGUUACGUUUGGCACAAAGAUUUAAUAAUCCUUCAUUGUGUACAGAAGAUUUUAAGAAUGAAGUAUGGUCUGUAUGUGUAAAUCUUCCAGAAGUUACAUUUUAUAAAUUAAAAGUGCCAAGAAAACCACUUGUUAUAUAUGAUCGUUAUGAGUUUGUAGAUCCAGAUCUUGGUAUUAUACUUGAGCCAGAUAAUAUUCCAGAAGAUAUUUAUCCUUUUGUUCCUAUAAAUGAUCCAAUUGCAGGAGUUAAGGGUUCCUGUUCGACUUAUAAGACUCGUAAAGUUAUAACUGAUGAUAUCAAAAGUUAUACUUUAGAGGAAGUAACGAGAAAAUAUGAUCAAACAUUGGUGAUUGUUGCGUCUCAAGCUACAAGAGUGAAAGCAUUAUUGGCCGAUAAAUCAUCUUUUAUAUUGAAAUUAAGUAUUAUGCAUUAUUGUUUCCUUGAAAAAGUUGGAAGAUCGCGUUAUCAUGGUGAAGUAACGCAGGGAAAACUUAGUCUUAGUUCGUUAAAAGAAGAUCAUAGAACAUUGUUUUAUCAUAGAAAGUUUUUACUUCGUCACAAAUUGAUCACAAAGCAGACGCAUCAUCAAAAAACAGCAGGCCAUAGUGGUACUGGUAGUUUAUUACAUUUACCACGAUUCUUUGUAGAAAGGAAACCAAAAAUGAUGUUCUUGGCUGAACAAGUCAUUGAGAUACUUAAAACGAAAAAAGAUUAUAUUGCUGAAUAUGAAGAAAUUAAGAAGAAAUUGCAAAUUGAAAAUUCUAUUCAAAAAUUAGUUAAAACAUCUUUUUUUCAAAAGGCAGUAAAAACAGAUGUGAAAGUACCGUAUAGAACUUUAUAUCCAAAUGCAGAACCUAAAGAGUGGCAACGGAAGAGUGAUCCAUCGAAGGAAAAAAUAAUAAGGGUAGUUCAGCUGAUAAAUCCCGACGUUGAUGUUGCUGAAUUAUUGAACAAAGAUGAAAUACACGAGGAUGAAGAGCAAAUAGAUGUAGAUAUUCAGAAACACCAAGUUUUUUCUUCUUUUCUCAAAGAAGCUAAUAUUAUGAACGAAGGAAGCAGUAUUAAUGGUGUCACUCAAGGAAGCUUAUCUAAAGAUAUGGGUUUAACGAAAUUACAAAGUAGAACUAUAUUACGUAAUCUAGUUAAAAUGAAUAUCGUAGCGAUAUACAUGAAUGAUGCAGGUAGGCAAAGAGUAACAAAAUAUGUAUGUAAAAAGUUUGAGGAAAAAAGUACGAUGAGUAAACAAUUUCAAAAAGAAGUACGUAGAAUUAAAGAGCUUACCAAGCAGAUGUCAAAUAAGAGAAAUGAAGUUAUACCAAAAGAAAAUGAAGUCAUACCAAAAGAAAAUGAAGUCAUACCAAAAGAAAAUGAAGUUAUACCAAAAGAAAAUGAUUUACAGAAAAAAGAAAUUAGGGAAAUUAGCGAUUUUUAUACGCAUUUAAUUAAAACUAUAGAGAAAUUAGAUUAUCAAGCAACUAUUGAUAAUAAUACAACGAAAUAUUCUCAUUUUGGAUUGCAAGAAUCAUUUAUUAAUACCAGCAAAUUAAAUUCGGUAUUUCGCAUUGUCAAUAAAAUAUUUUGGAAAUAUCGUAUAACAAAGUCACGAACUAGAUACAAGUGUACCUUCCUGAACGUGUCGAGAACAACAGCGAAAAUAAAAUUAUUAACUGACGAAAUAAUAAACAAAAAAUCAACACAAAAUGAAGAGAACAUAGGAAAGACUAGUGAUAAUAGUAUCGAGAUUUCCACAGUUAAAUCUACAAUUACAGAUAAUAUUAAAGAUUUAUCAAUGUAUAAAAGUAUAAAAACAAAUUUGGUUACCCAAAAUCCGAUGCGCCGUGGAAAACCAAUUAAUGAAACAUUUGGUUUCAUGGAGGAUGUUGAAAAUAGAGAGAAAAAAGGGGUAUCUAAUAUUACUUAUAGAUUAUUAAAGCGAGCAAAUAUGAUCAUCGAGUCUGUUAAAGAGCAUCAAGUUAUCGAUGAUAUGACUAAGUUAAUGAAGAUGAUAAAUGACGAAGAAGAUAAGGAAGGCUAUGAUGUAAAGAUAGAUAAAAAAUCUUUGAUCAGAUUAUUAGAUAAAUUAGCUAAAGAUAAUUUGGUAAAAAAUAUCAAGUUAACUCUUAGCGCUAAUGGCAAAGAAAAACAUUUGACUUUCGUAUGUGAUCCCAAUAUUGAUACAGAUCACACGGUAAUAAAAUCAGCUAUAGAACAAGCAAAAGUUAAAUUUUGUUUAUUGGGAUCAUCAAAAUCUAAAACGAAUCCGAAAAAUAAUGUAGAUAAGACUCCUCGUAAUAAUACGGAAAACACAAAGAAAAGGCCUAAAAUACUAUCAGCAAUACCAAAUACUUCCAAAUAUGAUCCAAAAGCAGCUAGAAAACUUGGAUAUAGUCCCAAAUUUGUUCGUAUGCAAGAACUUCAUUUUCUUAUAUAUUAUUUAGUUUAUGAACAUCCCGGAGAAGACACGCUUUCCAAGAAUGAACAAAUAAAAUUGUUACGUGCCAAUGAUUUUAGCAUCACCGAUAGUUUGGCUCAAGAAAUGAGUAAAAUUUAUACCACGGAAGUAGGAUGGAAGAUGUUUUUGCCAUCCUUACCUCAACAUAAUGGUUGGCCAAAAGGUUGGACUUUAAUGUGUGACAUUCUGUUGCGCAUUCCGCUAUCAAUAUUUUUAAAAAUCCAUAGUGUCCCAUUUAUUAUAUCAGGCUUGGAAUAUUAUACAAAUCAUCCUAUUAGAAAGCAUUAUUUAGUAAAAGAUCUUCCAAUGAAUAUUCAGAGUACUUUACUACAUGGAAGAAAGUAUAUAUUUGAUGUUCAUGAAACCGUUACUAGAUUAUGUUAUCUCGGUCUGGUUCAAUUUGGACCACAGAAAUUAAAAGAAAAAGAUCAAGUAUUUCUUUACGUAAAUCGUCAUAGUGAAUUAAUGGAUACAACUUCAUCUGCACCUGGAUAUCACAAAGUUGAAGAAAAAACAUACCCCAUAACGAAGUAUAAUUUUAAUGAGAUGUAUAUCGUUGAAAAAUAUUGGUACGACAUGUGGAAUAUAUGUGUUAAUACUCCUUUAGGGGGUAGGCUUGCAGUUCAGGGUAAAGAUAUAUUAUUAGAAGAUUUAUCUAAAAAAAGUGACAUGAUAGAAACAAUAAAAGCUCGUACUGCAGAGGAAGCUAUAAAAUUAGAUACCGGCAAAGUACCUGGAGAUCGUAAAGGUGCAGCUGGUAUCGAUUCCGCAUUUUUUGCACACUUGAAACGUAAUUGGAAUUGGAAUAAUAAUAUUACGACGCGUAAUCAACUAAAAAAAGAUCCAGGAAAUAAAACUACAUGUAAGAGAGAUGCUUAUUUAUCAACAAUAAAAGCAGCACCUAUCAAAUUUACUGAAUUUUCUGGAUUAAAAAAAGUAUCAGGACCUACUACUGUAAAUUCUACAAGUAUGAAAACAAAAUCGCAAUCGAACAAAGUUAAUGAAGUUAAUAAUAAGUCUAUUAAACCCGAAACAUAUACAAUAUCUCAUCGGUCUAAACAGAAAUCAUUUAUUAGACGAGUUUUACCUAAAAAGGGAAGAAAAUCACGUGUAAAAUAUGAUGAAAUUGAUUAUCGUGCGCUUCAACUAAUGCAUAAAUUGCGCGUCGACUGGAAACCACACGAAGAUAAUAUAUUACUUAUAUGUAAAGUUGCCAUGAUGUAUUUGUGUCCAAAUCAUCGCAAACAAGUGGUAUCAUUUAAUAUGGUCAGAGAUGUUUUACGCUCUUAUUCUCUUAGUUCGAACAAUAAAACAUCUCGGGCUUGUCAAAGAAGACUUUUAUAUAUGCUUAGACAACCACAAACAGUUAAAAGCGUAGCUUUAGGAGUAGAAGAAAUAAAGCAAAAUUUCUUUCUUAAUAAACGGUUUAGUGGUAUAACGGAAAAGAUUAAACAAGAAUCUCCGAAUCAAGGCACAUUUGAAAAACGCAUAGCUGAAGUAUUUAAAGAUCUUGUUAAUUACGUUGCUAAAAAGUAUUACAAUAUUUCAGAAAUGGGAUCAAGUGAACCUAUCGUUGUACCAAAAACAGUACAAGAGUUCAAUAUCUUUUAUAAAAUAAUAUAUCCUACUAAGUCAUUUAAUCUAGGCUAUUUCAACGAUAUUCGUUGUAUUUACGAUAUACGUUCUGCUACUAUUAAUUCUGUUAUUCAUAGUUCAAUGUGUUCUGGAAAAGAUAAAAAAUCUUGGGCAUAUCAAUUAUUUAAAAUAUAUCAACAGUAUCCUGAGGGUCUUUUGAAAAGCGCUAUGGCCAAAAUUAGGGCUGAUCAAUUGGUAACAAUCAAGAAAAAUGAUAUGCAUUUAACAAAGAAGUAUGUCAAUUAUAUGCCAAUGAGUAGUGCACAGUAUCAGUUUAGUACCAGUUACAUUUACAAAUUUCAAGAUAGAUGGCCAUAUGAUUUAUAUAUGGAAUCAUACAAUGCUUUUUUUAAACUUAUUCAAUGGUAUUCUACAACAAAAAUAAGUAAUCCAUUGACAGAUAAUGUUUCUUCCGGUGGUAUUGAAAUUAUUCCAGCUACUGGUGGGAUAGUUGCCAUGAUACAUGAUUUUAUGCCAAUGGAUAAGCUAGAUUUUGAUGUUGCCAUACCUGAUCAAGUAAUUACACUAGAUCAGAGUUUAAAAGAAAAAAAUGAAACUUACUUUAGAAUUGCACAAAGAUAUAAAGAUAUUUUAGAUGGUUUAGAUGGUUUAGAUGGUUUAGAUUAUUUUAAAGACAAUUCGAAUAAGAAGACGAAUUCUAUAGAAAACGAUAAAACCUCAAUAUUUAAAAAGGAGACAAUUGUUGAUCAUCGCACUGGUAAUGGGUCAUCUAUUUUUGAAGAAGACGUUGACGAUGAGUUUAGAUCUAAAAAGGCAAGAAAAGUUGAUAAUCCUGAUUACAACUUUGGAUUACAACUUAUUGAAGAAAGUAAUUCAAUUAAUUCUCAUGAUGAAACUAAAACCAUGUUAAACAAAACGGAUAAAGAACAAUUAAAAGGGAAUCAUUUAAAAAGAAAAUACAUUGAUAAUUGUGAAAUAGAUUCUACGGAAUCAACCUCGAAGAAAGCUAAAAUGGAUGAUGAUAGUGAAUGUAGCAAAUUAAAUUCAUGUAAUGAUACUUCACGAAGUAAUAUGGAAACACAUUUAAAUAAGUGCCUAAAUGAUUUUGAUGAAAAAAUGGAUAAUGCUGAAAUUUCAUUAAAAUCAAGGCUUUUGGAUGAAAAUUCAGUUGGAUGUUCGAAAUCUGCAGAAGAUGAAGAUAUAAAACAAAAAAGCGAAAGUCAAAGUAAUGAAGAAUAUAAUAAAAAGACAAAUGAUAAUGCAUUUACUCGUAUAAGUAGUAUAAUAUGUAGUAAAUCUAAAGAUAUAACUUAUGCAAAUUCAUACACCAAACUCGAUGACACGAAUGACGGUCAAAAACAAUUUACAAGAUUAGCCCUAUUGAAAAUAAGGGAGGAGCUAAAUGAAUUUUCCGUAUCUGAUAGUCAUCAUGCUCACGAAUAUUUCGUGGUUAAUAUAUUUAAAAUUUUUUAUUACUUAGAAUCAUCCUCAUCACAACAUUGUGAUGAGGAUUAUGAAAUGUUUAAAAGUUAUGCGCUACCAUCUGGAAUGUUACCUUUGAAAUUAAAGACUGUUUCCGAAAUUAUAAACGAAUUAAAUAAAUUUGCAACUUUUCCAAAAAAUAAUACCUCAUAUGCGAAUUUUAAGAAAACUAUGAAUGGAAAAGUAUUAUAUAACUGGAUGAAAAUUGAUGCUAUAUACAGAUUUGUAAAAGAAAAGAAAGAAAUAGGAGCUAGCUCGGAGGAACUUAUGCAAAAAUUUCGAAAAGACUUUGGGAGAGAGUUAUAUGAUAUAGUUUCUCUUUUAAUUGAUAAUUAUUUGUUUUUACGUUCUGGUGUAACUACACCCCGAUAUAUACAUUACGGUCAUGUAAAUCCUUGGUUGGUACAUUCUUAUAAGAUCUUUCGUUCAGAUAGAGAGUCACUUUUACCAAUACCUAAAGAUAGCAUAUACUUAACAGAAAAUCAAACUGUUACCGAUACUAAUAUUGAUGAUAUUAAAAAAGAUAAUGAUAUUGGUCAUAAUAAAGAUUCAUUGGAAUCAUCAAUAUGCGAAGACAUAACAAUGAUUGAUAACGAAGAAAAGAUAAGAAAAAAAGAUACGAUGCCUUCAAUUGGUAAUGGUACCGAAGAACAAGAAAAUGCUACAAUUAUAAGUAACUCUGGUGAAACUGAAAAGGAACCAAAUGUAUGCGCUACAAAAAGAUUACAAAGAAAGAGAAUAUCUUUGCUUCCACAAAAGGAUAUAUUUACAUCUGCCAAAAAAUUAGAUUUAACUAAUGCUGAGGAAAUAAAGGUAGUCAUGAAACCAUGGAUUCGCGUAGAUGGUGUUUUGAAUCGUAGAGUAUUAGAUCGUAUGUUGGGAGCUGUUUUAACAUAUUGUUUAACACAUCCUGGUGUUACAUUAGUCAAAGUACAAAAUAGAUUUAGUCCAGCCUUACAACCGUUCCACACUCGUGAACUGAUUGAGAUAUUGAUUAAAUUAGGCUGUUUAGAGAAGAAGAUAUUGAUUAAACAACAUGUAACUUUGUUUUCAAAACCUGCACCUGUUAAACCAAAAACGGACGAGGAGUGGGUGAGUGAAGAAGAAAUAUUUAUAGAGCCUUUAAUGGGAGCGAUCAUAAAAUUUGGUAUAUUUUUAAGUACGAAGAUGUACAACUCGGAUUAUAUUCCAUAAUGAUAAUAUAAAUAUUAUCAAGAUAAUAAGUAUGUUAUUGCGAGUUAAACGAGUUAUUUCGAUGUCACGUUUCGAUUUAUAUAGGAAACAGCCUUACUAGUCAACAGACGAGGAAGCAAGUGCUAGUGUGCCUGAUAAUAAUUAUUCAUUCAUCAAAAUAUUUCAAAUAUCUCUCUCUGUCUCUCUCUCUCUCUCUUUUUGUCAUAUUUAUAUAUUAUAUUUUCAUACUAUUAAUAUCGAUAAUUAAAUGUACCAAUAAUCUAAUAUCGCUACGCACUCAGGUAUUGUAUAGGUAUCUUCGUAUAUUGAUAGAAAAAAAAACUACGUUAAUCAAAGUUUCAUUAAUGAAUCUUAUUUUAGUUAUUUUUUAUACAAAUAUCUGUGAUCAUAAUUUAAUAAAUGUUUUUUACGUUAAGGGACACCAUUAGUGUGAAAUUUUGAAAAACUCGAAUUCAAUAGUCUAUUCCUUUACAAAUGUAACAUACUAAAAUUCCAAAUGCAUAUCUUAAAUAGUUUUUGAGUUAUAGCCACCUUUAUUUAUAACGAUCAAAUCAGUAACUUAAACUUAAAACGCGUUUUUCUGAACCUCUAGUUUUUCGAUCGAAUAAAAAAUGUAAUUUUUGCGAGCCAAAAAUCAUUAAAUUUUCAUAAAAUUUUUUUUUUUAAAACUUCGCCAUUUUUGUUAAAUUUCAAUUUUUCGUUUCGACCGAGGUUCAUGGUACGGGAAAUUCCUUCUACUUUAAUAAACUUUCUAGUUUUUUUUUAUUUCAUGCCCUGUGAAGGUCGCUAUAACUGCAGCAGUGUGGGGACUUUUUUUUAGGCCUUAGGAGAUUGCGAAUAACUCGCUUAAUUUUCAAUUUUUUGUUUUAUGGAGUAGUUUUCUUAAAAAAAAAUUCUGAAAAAUCACCUUUUUUUCAAACGGUCACAAUAAUGGUGCUCUUUAAUAAUUAUAAAUG
Molecule: messenger RNA, 7984 nt
Organism: Polistes dominula (European paper wasp)
Lineage: Eukaryota; Metazoa; Arthropoda; Insecta; Hymenoptera; Vespidae
Product: general transcription factor 3C polypeptide 1
Biological process (GO): transcription initiation at RNA polymerase III promoter; 5S class rRNA transcription by RNA polymerase III
Cellular component (GO): transcription factor TFIIIC complex
Molecular function (GO): DNA binding
Source: RefSeq, a predicted model, not a curated record